Mangifera indica (mango) is the source of this 1381-nucleotide messenger RNA. Its product is annotated as (R,S)-reticuline 7-O-methyltransferase-like. Gene Ontology annotation, molecular function: O-methyltransferase activity; protein dimerization activity; S-adenosylmethionine-dependent methyltransferase activity. Gene Ontology annotation, biological process: methylation. NCBI's taxonomy places the organism in Eukaryota, Viridiplantae, Streptophyta, Magnoliopsida, Sapindales, Anacardiaceae. The transcript is spliced from 3 exons. The record is from RefSeq and is a predicted model, not a curated record. The coding region runs from base 39 to 1094 and encodes 351 amino acids.
AUUGGUUGCAAACUUAUCAGAGAGAUCGGAGAGAGAAAAUGGGAUCAUUAGAAGUUAAGACAUUACUAGAAGGCCAAGCAGAAGUAUGGCAAUACAUGUUUGGCUUUGCAGACUCCAUGGUUUUGAAGUCCGCUGUGGAGCUUCGCUUAGCUGACAUUAUACAUUCCUAUGGUGGCCCAAUUUCUUUGCCCCAAAUCGCCUCAAAAAUUGACUCCACUUCACCAAACAUUCCCUACCUUGGUCGCAUCAUGAGAAUGCUUGAGCGCAAAGGAGUUUUCAAGGCACAUCGUCCAUCAGAAGGAGGUGACACUACCUACGGGUUGACUCAUAUAUCAACAUGGCUUCUACACGACUCGGAGCUCAGUCUUGCUCCAAUGAUACUAAUGGAAAACAAUCUAUGGCAAUUAGCACCGUGGCAUUAUCUCAGCCAAUGUGUCAAACAAGGUGGAAUUGCUUUCAAGAAGGCGCAUGGGUGUGAGAUGUGGGAUUUCGCAUCACAAAACCCCAAAUUCAACAAGCUGUUCAAUGAUGCCUUGGCAUGCACGACCAAGAUUGUGAUGAGGGCAUUUUUAUCACAAUAUAAAGAUGGGUUUAACAAUGUCCGAUCACUGGUUGAUGUGGGUGGUGGCACCGGAGGCGCGCUGGCCGAGAUUUUGAAAACCUAUCCACACAUUAAUGGUAUAAACUUUGAUCUGCCACAUGUUGUAGCUACAGCUCCUAAAUAUGAUAGGGUCCAAAAUGUCGGAGGUAACAUGUUUGACGCCAUUCCUAAAGCAGACGUCAUUUUCAUGAAGUGGAUACUGCAUGAUUGGAGUGAUGAAGCUUGUGUGAAGGUUCUGAAAAAUUGUAGGAAAGCAAUACCGGAGGAAACUGGGAUGGUUGUUCUAGUUGAAAUCGUUCUACAGGAAGAUGGUGACAACAUGUUUGGGAACAUGGACUUAGUAUUUGAUCUACUAAUGUUUGCACACACUACAGGCGGAAAGGAAAGGACUGAAAAAGAAUGGAAAAAAUUAUUGGAGGAAGGAGGCUUUCCUCGAUACAACAUCAUCAACAUCCCAGCUUUACCAUCCAUCAUUGAGGCCUAUCCACUGUAACAUCAUUGAUAUAUUGUUGUUGUCUGUCAAGCCAUCUGUUUGCGAGCAAGGCCAGGGAAGUUCCUUCGGAUCAGUCGAGCUUUUCCCUCUCAGAAUAAAUUAAUAAAUACUUUUCAAAAGUAGUAUAAUAUUCCACUAAAAAAAAUAAUAAUAACAAAAUUGUUGUUUGUCAAUGAUGGCUUAAUUUGAGCAUUUUUUGUGAAGAACAUGUUUGUGCUUUCAAGUACAAUGUGGUUUGUGCAGUUUCAAUUGGAAGAAAAUAUAAAGGCCCUGAUUGUUGAUUGCCA